Neofelis nebulosa (Clouded leopard) is the source of this 4951-nucleotide messenger RNA. RefSeq names its product zinc finger protein ZFP2-like. Gene Ontology annotation, molecular function: DNA-binding transcription repressor activity, RNA polymerase II-specific. Lineage: Eukaryota; Metazoa; Chordata; Mammalia; Carnivora; Felidae. The transcript has 3 exons. Bases 1150 to 3237 code for a protein of 695 amino acids. The record is from RefSeq and is a predicted model, not a curated record. Gene Ontology annotation, biological process: negative regulation of transcription by RNA polymerase II.
GGGUUUCUACAAGAGAAAAAAAAAAAAAACCCAACAGCAAGGCUUGCUGUUGGUUUCAAGCCACCAUUUUGUUCAACUUGAUGUUUCUAAGGGGCUUCAGUUUCAGGCAACAGGACAAAUGAAGUUAGACCACUUCAUAUUUUACUAUGACAAACCAGUCAAUAUUUUCUAGGAUGGCUACAAUAAAGACAACAGGAUAACACCAAAUUUCAGUGAAAAUAAUGAAAAAUUAGAAAUCUCAUAUAUUGCUGUAAGGAGUUUGAAAAUACAUUCACUUGGGAAAACUGUUUGGCAGCGACUUGCAAAAAUAAGCUUUGCUACUGAAGGGGAGGGUUUUAUCCUUCCAAAAUGUGUCUUUUUGGCCUAAGGAUUACUUUAAAGGAACAGACAAAGGAAAAGCUGUGGACCCAGUAGAGGUUUGCUUUUGAAAGAGCCAUUUGCUUUUAUAAAGAAAAGCUUCAUUUGUGAGGGUGCCUCCCUCUUUUGCAGGGGAAAGAGGAAGAAUGUGUAAAUCUCCAGAAACUCUGGUCAGUGGAGAAGGCAUGGAUUUAAAUCUGGAAAACGACCAUAGCCAUGAUACUCUUUUUUUGUCUGGUCACCUCCCCAAAACCUUCCCAAUAGGAUCACUUGUGGAAUUUCAAAAAAUGAUCAGAUCUGAUGCCCUCCCCCUCAGAUUCCGUCAAUUGGGGUUUGUUGAAACGAUGAUGUUUUAGUUAAGUGCUCCAGAUGAUUCUAAGUGAAGCCAGGAAGAAGCACGAAGAUUUCCCAUUAAUUUAAGAGAGGUGAGUGCACGCUUUGACUCUAGGAGAGGUACCAGAGUCUGCUCUAUGGGAGCUGCAGAGGAUCAGGUCCAUGUAACAAAGUGUGCCAAUGCUGUAGCAGCAUUGGUGGGGGUCUGUGGGAGGAGAAGUACUGUGACAACAAGGAAGGAAAAUUCAGAGAUUAUUCUCCAAGUUGGAGCUCAAAGGUUUUGAAUAGCUCCUGAUACAAAGAACUAGGAGGUUGGGCCUUUUCUGCAUUACAAAGUGCUGCCUGCAGGCGAUCAGUUUACAGGUGGAGAGGCUGUGUUCCUGGCUUGGAAGACAUUUUCUCCUGAUACAGCUGUGAGAUCUCCAGCAAAAUCUUCGGAGAAGAAAUCUAGGGGACCAGAUGAAAGAAGAAAUGGCCAGUUCACAGGGACUGCUGACCUUCAGGGAUGUGGCCAUAGAAUUCUCCCAGGACGAGUGGGGAUGCCUGAACCAGAGUCAGCGAGAACUGUACAGGGAUGUGAUGUUAGAGACCUGUGGACACCUCCUCUUCUUGGCUAUAUCUUCACAUGGCACCCAGAACCUCCUGCCAAAACCAUGCAUAGAAACCUCUUCACAAAAUGUGUCACUGGGUACAGGGAAACAUCAUGCCUUUGAGAAUUUACACUUAAUGAUAAACUGGGACAGUAGUAGAAAGAAUGAAGUGCAUCAGAAAUUUCAUGAAGGACAUGGUCCAAUUGAGAGGACUGCCCAUAACAAGAACUUCACGGCCACAAUCAGUGAAGGACAUAAAACAUCUUGGAAAACCGCCCUUUUUACAUCCACUAUUUGUGCAAAGCAGUGUGCAUCUGUAAGCAGAAGUUCCAAUCAAACAUGCAAACAUACAUAUUUGUGCAACGAAAAUUUGGAACAUUUGGAAAGUUACCUCGUCCACGCUGAAAACAAUGCUUUGAACCAUUGUGAAAGUGGGAUUGGAUUGACCUUUCAGUCAAAUAUUUCUAAAACUCAAAGAUUCAAAAAUGAAGAUGAAAGGCCUAGGACGUCUCAAUUUGGGAGGUGCUUCACAGAGGAGGUGACCCUACAACAUUACCAGUCCGUUUUCAUUGGAGAUACACUGGCUCAAUACAGUGGAUCUGAGACACAGUCUAACCAGGGAUCCCAUGUUAGAAAACAACUGAGGACUCCUCUGCAAGAAAACCAUUUUGAAUCUAAUAAAGAUGAGGAAGUCUUUUAUCCAAACUCCAAAUGUACCAAUAGUAAGAGUACACAGAGGGGAGAAAUUACUUCUAAAUAUGAUGAAUGUGGGAAAGCACUGAAGCAGUCCUUCAGUAUUGCUGAUCAUCAAAGGAUUCGUGUGGGGGAGAACCCAUCCACAGGUAACGAAUCUGGAAACAUGUUUAGUCAAUCAUUAAGUCUAAAUACCUGUAAGACAAGUGGUACUGGAGAGAAAAGGUACAUUUGCAAGGAAUGUGGCAAAACCUUUGACAGGCACUCAACACUAUCUCAACAUCAGCAAACACAUACUGCAAAGAAAAUUGACAAAUGUGAAGAAGGUGGUCAAACCAUUAAGGAUGGGUCAUCACUUCACGCACACAGUCAAAUCCAUACUGCACAGAAACCUUACAAAUGUCAAGAAUGUGGCAAGGCCUUUAACCAGCAAUCAUCACUUACUCAGCAUCACAGAAUCCACACUGGAGAGAAACCUCACAAAUGUCAAGAAUGUGGCAAGGUCUUUAGCCAGCAAUCAUCCCUUAGUCAACAUCACAGAACGCAUACUGGAAAGAAACCUCACAAAUGUCAAGAAUGUGGUAAGUCCUUUAAAUGGCACUCAUACCUUAAUCAACAUCACAGAAUUCAUACUGGAGAGAAACCUUACCAAUGUCAAGAAUGUGGCAAGGCCUUUAGCCAGCAAUCAUCCCUUACUCAGCAUCGCAGAAUGCAUACUGGAGAGAAACCUUACAAAUGUCAAGAAUGUGGCAAGGCCUUUAGCCGGCAGUCAUCCCUGAGUAAGCAUCAUAGAGUGCAUACUGGAGAGAAACCUUACCAAUGUCAAGAAUGUGGCAAGGUCUUUAGCCAGCAAUCGUGCCUUAGACAGCAUCACAGAAUGCAUACUGGAGAGAAACCUCACAAAUGUCAAGAGUGUGGCAAGGCCUUUAGCCAGCAAUCAUCCCUUAUUCAACAUCAUAGAAAGCAUACUGGACAGAAACCUUACCAAUGUCAAGAAUGUGGAAAAGCCUUUACCCGUUCCUCACUACUCACUCAACAUCACAGAAUUCAUACCGGAGAGAAACCUCACAAAUGUCAAGACUGUGGCAAGGCCUUUAGUGAAUACUCAACCCUGACUCGGCAUCACAGAAUCCAUACCGGGGAGAAACCUUACCAAUGUCAAGAGUGUGGCAAGUCCUUUAUCCAAAACUCACACCUUAGUAAACAUCACAGAACUCAUACUGGAGAAAAACCUUACAAAUGUCAAAUGUGGCUAGGCCUUUAAGGUGUAUUCACAGUUUACUUGACAUGAGAGAAUUCAUGCCAGAGAGAAACCAUACAAAUGUCAAGAAUGUGGCAAGGCCUUGAGUGAAUACUCAAUCCUUACUCGACAUCACAGAAUUCAUACCAGACAGAAAUCUUACCAAUGUAACAAAUGCAGCAAAACCUUGUUUUCUGUUCUAGCCUUAUUGUGCAUCACAGAAUCCAUACCUGAGGGAAACCUUACAAAUGUCAAGAAUGUGGCAAGGCCUUUAGGUUGCAGUCACCCUUAUUGACCAUCACAGAAUUCAUACUGGAGAGAAAGCUUACCAUAUAAGGCAUGUGGCAAGGCCUUUACCAAACACUCAAAACAUACUCAACAUGACAAAAUUCAUGCUUGAGAGAUCCUUACCAAUGCAACGAAUGUGCAAAAGGUUUUAAUCACCAAUCACCCUUUAUUCAAUAUCACACAAAUCAUCUUGGAGCAAACGUUUAAGACAGAGUUUAAGACUGUGAGAGAACUUCUUUUUAUUUUUAAAAAAUUUUUUCUUAGAAUGAGUAGGAGGGAGCAGAGAGAGAGAGACACGCAGUAUCAAAAGUAGGUUCCAGGCUUCGAGGUGUCGGCACAGAUAGCUCGGAGCCUGAGGCAGUGUUUGAACCCACAAGUCGCGAUAUCAUGACCUGAGGUGAAGUUGGAUGCUUCACCGACUGAGCUACCCAGGAGCCCCAAGACUGUGAGAGAACUUUUAAGGACUGCUCAAUGCUACUCCACAUCACAGAAUCCACAUUGAAGAUUAACGAUUCACAAGUAAACUAUGUGGCAAGAGUUUAACUAAUGCUGAUCCCUGAUUUCUUGUCAGAGAAUGUGUUAUAGAGAUGAUUUUACACAUAGAAAGAAUCUGGGAAGCCCUUUAAUGGUGCUUAAGCCUCAUUCCACACCACCAACUUCAUACUUGAGAGAAACUUUAGAAUUGUAGAGAAUGUGGUGAAACGUUUCACAUGGCUCAAGCCUUACUCACCAUCACAUUGUUCAUACAUAGGAGGAACAUUGAAAAUGUGAUGAAUGUGGCAAACCCCUAGGUGGAAGUCCUAGCUUAUUCAACAUCAUAGUUCCCAUAUCAGAGGAAAUCUCUAAAAUGUAAAGAGAAUGACAAAGCUUUCUACUGGAAUUCAAAUGUUUAGUCAAUAUCUCCAAAUGCAUGUUGAGUUGAAACCAUACAAGCCUAAUGCAUGAGGAAAGCCCUUCUUCAUAAAUAUAGCAUUUGGAAAACAGCAGAGAGUACCAAAAGGAAAGUAAGUUGAAAGAAGUAUUUAAAAAUAUAUUUAACUGAACACAACAUGUCAACACGUGUUACCGGAUUCACAGCAGAAAGAAAUAAGUCAGUGUGCUCAGAUUAUAUCAAAAUACUUAUUAUAAGGAAUAAUACAAAGUUAAACAUUUAGAUAAUGUAUACGCUAUUAUGCUUUAAAUGAUAAAAGGGAUGGAGUUUUGCAUAGGUAUAAUCUCAAUGUUUUUACAUUAACCUUUUUAAGAUUUGUGACUAGUAAACAUCAAUAUACUUCUUAUUCUCAAAUCACUUCAGGAAAUUCAUUUAUUCCUAGUACGUGUUUGAAUGUAUGCGGCUGAGUGUUGCUACAUCAAUGAUAUGAGUUCCCUUCUUUCUUAGGUGGGACUCAUACAUAUAUAAUUUUCCAUGGAAGGUGAAGGAGAAGAGUUGAAUAAAAUCUAAAUGGAGAUA